AUGUCGCUCGUCAAUCUCGCACACGUCUGCUCACACCUUUCAAAUGCCAGCAAGGCUCGAUUGGCUCUGACGUCCAUUCCGAAUUCAAACCUCCAUCUCGCCCUUUCGAAUGCCCUUGUCGAAGCUGGAUUCAUAUCGUCUGUCGUUCGGGGCGGGCCGUCUCCACCGCCACUACACCCUUUAUUGAAUACGCCUGCAGUCAACGAUGAGCUAGAGCCCAUCGAGCCAAUUACCCAAGCCAACAUUGCGUCAAGAAGGCUAUGGCUAGGACUUAAGUACUGGCAAAGUCAGCCGGUCCUCAGCAAACUAUCAAUGGUCAGCAAACCCACGCGGCGGAUAUACGUGGAUACGGAGGCUCUACGGGAUAUUAUCAGAGGGUCAAAAAGCCACACAAUCGCUGGGUUGAGGAACCCUGGUGAAUGCCUGUUCCUUAGCACAGAUCGUGGAAUACUAGAGUCCCGGCAGUGUGUGGAGAAGAAAAUAGGAGGGUUAGUUCUCUGUCGUGCUGUUUAG
Microsporum canis CBS 113480 is the source of this 513-nucleotide messenger RNA. RefSeq names its product mitochondrial 37S ribosomal protein MRPS8. Bases 1 to 513 code for a protein of 170 amino acids. The record is from RefSeq and is a predicted model, not a curated record. Lineage: Eukaryota; Fungi; Ascomycota; Eurotiomycetes; Onygenales; Arthrodermataceae. Gene Ontology annotation, molecular function: structural constituent of ribosome. The transcript has a single exon. Gene Ontology annotation, biological process: translation. Gene Ontology annotation, cellular component: mitochondrion; ribosome.